Messenger RNA from Eurytemora carolleeae, 1407 nucleotides. Its product is annotated as NIF3-like protein 1. The coding region runs from base 100 to 1146 and encodes 348 amino acids. Lineage: Eukaryota; Metazoa; Arthropoda; Copepoda; Calanoida; Temoridae. The transcript is spliced from 12 exons. The record is from RefSeq and is a predicted model, not a curated record. Gene Ontology annotation, cellular component: mitochondrion; cytoplasm.
UAUUGUAGUACAGUACAGUACAGUACAAUACAGUACAGUACAGUAAUGAUUUAUAUGUGAUAUAAAAUGUAUUAUUGUUAGAAUCUCGUAUUUCAGAAAAUGCUCACCAGAGCACCAAUGUUAAGGUUGUGUAAAAUUCUGAAAUUUUCAGACUUCUUGUUUUCAAAACCGGUUCUUUCCCGAUUCCUAUCCACGUCUGAAGUACUAAGAAUGGAACUGAAGGAAGUUGUGAAACGAUUGGAACAAUUUGCUCCAACUUCUUUAGCUGGAAGUUGGGACAAUGUUGGGCUACUCUUGGAACCAAUGCAGAAGAAACCGGUUUCAAGGCUAUUGUUGACAAAUGAUCUGACUGAACCGGUUCUUGAGGAAGCUUUGAAGUUGGAAGUAGAUAUGAUAAUAUCCUACCACCCUCCUCUGUUCAAACCUAUGAAACGAUUAACUGCCGAAAACUGGAAGGAGAGAAUUGUAAUACAAUGCUUGGAAAACAAGAUAGCUGUUUACUCCCCACACACAGCCUGGGACGCAGUUCAGGGUGGGAUUAAUGAGUGGCUUCUUCUACCCUUUGGACCAGGAAAAAGUUGCCCGUGUGAGAGUCAGGUUGACCCAUCAACUUCUAGCUUCUCUAUACAAAUACCUAACUCUCAGACUCUGAUAUGUGAGAAGAGAGAGCUUGAACAUGAAUUCUUAAAAAUACGAGAAGAUGUGAGAAGUCAGGUUCAAAUAACCAAGCAUGAACCUCAUCCCCGGCCAGGAGUUGGACCAGGACGAGUUUCUCAUCUAGAAUCUUCUCUGAGAUUAGAUGAAGCAAUCUCCAAGAUAAAGGAGCACCUGAAGCUGACCCAUGUUCGCCUAGCUCUAGCUAACAACCAUACCCUGAGCUCCCAGGUCUCUAGGGUUGGAGUAUGUGCUGGGUCCGGAGCUAGUGUUCUAGGAGGGGUCAGAGCAGAUCUUAUUCUUACCGGAGAAAUGUCACAUCAUGAAGUCUUGGACUUUGUACACAGGGGGGUCUCUGUUAUCCUUACUGAUCACAGUAACACGGAGAGAGGAUUUCUGACCCAUAUUAGGCCGAGAUUAUCAAGCCUAUUCGAGGACAAUAUUCAAAUAUUGAUCUCAACGAUAGAUAGAGAUCCUUUGGAGGUCGUUUAGUUCACCUCCUAUAGAGAUCCUUUGGAGGUCGUUUAGCUUACCUCCAAUAGAGAUCCUUUGGAGGUCGUGAUGCCUCUAAUAGAGAUCAUUUGAAGGUUUUGUAAUAUGCCUCCAACAGUUGAGUUUAUUCAUAAAAUGCAUCAAGCCCUUGUUCCUGUUUUGUGAGUCCCGAAAACAACUUAAAGGGAGAGACCGGCUAUGUAACAUAGUUGAACUGAACGUGCUCCUGUUAUGUUUACCUCACUGUGAUAUAUUUCCAGA